Solea solea (common sole) is the source of this 633-nucleotide messenger RNA. RefSeq names its product SPT4 homolog, DSIF elongation factor subunit (gene supt4h1). Gene Ontology annotation, biological process: regulation of transcription elongation by RNA polymerase II; mRNA processing; chromatin organization. Bases 72 to 425 code for a protein of 117 amino acids. NCBI's taxonomy places the organism in Eukaryota, Metazoa, Chordata, Actinopteri, Pleuronectiformes, Soleidae. The transcript is spliced from 5 exons. Gene Ontology annotation, cellular component: DSIF complex; nucleus. The record is from RefSeq and is a predicted model, not a curated record. Gene Ontology annotation, molecular function: zinc ion binding; RNA polymerase II complex binding.
GGAACACAUUCAAAACAUCGAAGUGUAAAACUGUUUAUUUCUAUCGUAUUUCAUUGUGAAAGCUGAAUAUAAUGGCGUUGGAGACUGUCCCUAAAGACCUGCGCCACCUGCGAGCCUGUCUCCUUUGUUCGCUGGUGAAGACCAUUGACCAGUUUGAAUAUGACGGCUGUGACAACUGCGAGUCCUAUCUUCAGAUGAAGGGGAACCGGGAGAUGGUUUAUGAAUGCACGAGUUCCUCGUUUGAUGGUGUCAUAGCCAUGAUGAGUCCAGAGGACAGCUGGGUGGCUAAAUGGCAGAGGAUAGGCAACUUCAAGCCUGGUGUGUAUGCAGUGUCAGUGACCGGCAGAUUACCUCCAGGUGUGGUCAGAGAAUUAAAAAGCAGAGGAGUGAUUUACAAAUCCAGAGACACAGCAGUGAAGACAUAAACCCGAAUGCUUUCAGUUUACUUGUGUCAUUGGCCACAGUGGAGCAGUGUGUGAGCGACAGCACCAUCACCAGGCUGAAGUUAACAUCUGUGGGACUGUGUUUUUGUUUUUGUUGUUUUUAGAAAUAUUAGCAGGGAGUAAAGGGGAUGUUUAUUAUUUUGUUGAAUAAUGGCGGGAAAAUAAAAGUCUGUUUUUAUAAGAAAUACAA